UCAAAAUUUCAAUGUACGCUAUCGAUUAGUCGUUGUAUCGAUUGUACGUAUUUACCAAAAUUCAAUAUGGCUGUGUUGAAAGUCAUUAAAAGUUCAAAACACUGUAAGUUGUCAAACGCAGGUCAUUAUACGGAGUAUAAAUUGUUCAAGUGAGAGAUAUGUUGAUUUUCACGUAUAUUUCAGAAAAUAUACAACAUUAAGUUUAAGAAAAUAUCCAAGAAGAUGAAAAUAAAUAAUAUAUAUAAAAAUAUGAGGUUAUGAUGCCGAUGUUUCCUGUGACUGAAAGUUUUGACAAAUUAUUUUUCUGUUACAUUUAUCUUUUGAUUGUGAAAUAUGGCACGUUCCUCAGUAUCAGCGCAAUGUGAUUUAGUUGCAUCUUACAUGGAUGGAGUUCAUGUUAAAAUUGCAGAAGCAUAUAAACCUCCUCGAAAAGUGUGUUUACCAGCAGUAUAUAACAAUAAGCUGCCUGAUGUGUCAAAAUUAACUUAUAAUUUUACUUUGGAACGAUCAGUUCUUGAAAAGAUGACAGAAUGGCGCAAAGUUAGGCAAGCAAAUAACAAAGCACGCCAUACACGCUUAGAUGAGAAAAGGAAGAAAGAAAAAAAAGAAUGUCCUCCUCCUUCACCACCACCACUUCCCGAUAACACGAAACAGCUACCUGUAAAUGCACCUGUGCCUGAAACAACCAUUCUUACUCCGCAGCCUUUGUCGCCACCAGCAAAUGAUCUUCAAGAUCAUGUAAAAACAAAUGGAUUGGAUUAUGCUGACUUUGAUAAUGAUACGAGUAGCCCAUUUGACAAUAUGGAAUUAAAAACAAUAAAUGAUAUGGAGGAACUUGCUCAGGUAUUACAACCCACAUUUCAAUGGGCACCACCAGCAAAAUUAGAAAGUAUAUUAAAAGAUUUAACAGUUAAUGAACGUCCUGAUACUCAUUCAGAAGAGAAAAAUGAUAAUAUUAAAAAUGAAACAAGUGAUCAGGAAGAAGACAGUGUAACAGAAACAGUUAAACAUCGUAGUGUAUCUGCAAUUGUUCAAGAAUUACAAAGAGACUUAGAAAGACCUUUGAUGGAGGAUUGGAAACCUUGGCCAAACUUAGAAAGUCCUAAUGCUAGUUCUCACGAAUUAAAACAAAACGAGCCAGUGGUAACAAAUGAAGAGACUGUUGUAAAUUUAUUACUGGACUUAACAGAGGAAGACAAAAAGUUAGCACGUCAUUUAAGUGAUAUGGGAUUUCCUUUACCAAGAGCUGCUCGCGCUAUACGCAAAUUAGGUGGUCAAGAUAAUAAGAAGAUUGUGGAAUACUUGUUGGCUGUGCAAUCUUUAGAGGAGGUAGGAAUGUCUGGAGAGGAUGCAGAAAAGGCCCUUGCCCUCACAGAAUACAAUCAAGACAAAGCCAAAGCUUACUAUGAGAAUCUAUGUACUUUACGAGAUUUAGGCUUUCCCGAAGAAGAAGCGUCCGCUGCACUUUUAAAAUAUAACAUCGACCGUGAUAGAGCUUUAGAUUUUCUUAUCGCUUGAAUGCAAACUUAUAUAUGAACUAAUUGAAAAGAGUGGUCUAAAAUCAAUUUUUUUACUGCACAAAGGAAUAGUAAAUAAACUAAUGGUCAUGCUAUUUCAAAACAAA
Molecule: messenger RNA, 1624 nt
Organism: Megalopta genalis
Lineage: Eukaryota; Metazoa; Arthropoda; Insecta; Hymenoptera; Halictidae
Biological process (GO): ubiquitin-dependent protein catabolic process via the multivesicular body sorting pathway
Cellular component (GO): ESCRT I complex
Molecular function (GO): ubiquitin binding
Source: RefSeq, a predicted model, not a curated record